GAAACACAAUGAAAAAAAAUGAAAAUCCUCCAAAGCGUCUGUCUUCUGAAGAGACAGGACAAACAGAGCAUACUAGUCUAAAACAGGUAAAGAUACCAUCCAACAAGACAAACACUUGGCAGCCUCUUUCGAAGAGUAGCAGAGAGCAUUUGCAAACUAUUAUGGAAACAGUAAUAAUAACAAUUUUGAGUGACAGUGGUACUCAAAAGGAACAAAUUCAAUAUCAUCUCAACUGCCUGAAGAAAAGAUUGCUACAACGGUUUGAAACCCUAAAAGUCCCUCCCAAGAAGCAGAAAGAUGUAACUAAUGUGUCAAGUCUACUGAAAAUGGAAAGGGCACAGCACAGAGCUAAUGAAGAAGGUCUGGCAUUAUUGCAGGAAGAAAUAGAUAAAAUGGUAGAGACCACAGAGUCUAUGACUGAGAAUAUUCAGACCCUGAAGAACAAAAUUGAAAUUCUGACAAGAGAGGUAGAAGAAGAGGAGGAGGAGAUAAAGCAGACAUUUCAAGUAGAUAGUAGUGGGGUACUGUCUCUUCCAGAACUUCCUCAGAAAAGUCUCAAAGCCCCCACACUUCAGCAAGAAAUUUUGGCACAAAUUCCAAACCAGCUCCCUCUUCUGAAGGACUUGGACGUUCUCCAUAAUUCAUCCCAGAUGAAGAACCUGUUAACUUUCAUCGAAGAAGCCUAUAAGAGAUUGGAUGCCUCUUAAAGAAUGGUUUUUAGAUUAUUCCAUAGUAAUUUAAUGUUUAUAAAGUUGUAAAACUGAUAACCUAUGAUGAUAUUGCAGAGGCUGAGGCUUCUUCAGGAUUUAUUAUUUCCUAAUAUGCAAUUUAAAAUUAGCCUCUGUAAAUCUACCAUUAGCAUUUGAUACAGUCCUGAAAACUCGGUGUUUAGCAGUUGCCAGGUCUAGGAAUUCAUAUUUUUGUUGCUGUAUUUCCAGUUAUUUGCCUGCAACCAUGAAAUAAGAACAGCCGCAAUCUAAUGAUUUCUAAUGGCUGAAUAGAGCUCAUUUAUUGAUUAGUGCAGAGGAAAUUUGAUACUGUCUUAAUAUAUGUAAAGUGUUUAUAGUCCUAGUUCAUAAAAAGUAGUUCAUAAAUGUUUGCUGUCAUUAUUAUUCUUUAGCUGAAGACGCAUUUUCUGUUUGGUCAUCUGGAACUUGAGAAAACCCAAAUGCCUUUGCUUUUUUACAUAACUCCCUAGACUUUGUGGUGUCAGUAAGAUUUGCCAGGUGUCUUCAACUUUGGAGGUAACGUGGACAUUUGAUUUCUUUGGUUGAGUUAGUGAAUAGAUGUUGAGCACUUAUUUUCCCCUGUCAUCAAAGCAUACUUUAAUUUCAUCAAAGUGUUAAAAAGGAACAUAAGCACAUUUAUUCCCUUAAAAGGAAAAACAAAAAAUCCUUUCUAAACCUUUCCUCGUUGUGAUGAUAAUAUGUAUAUACAUGUGAAUAAAUGAUCACUAAACUAUAUCAAAAAUUAAUUCUGACCAACUACAGUAUGUUGUCUGGAUUGCUUUUAUGUAUUAUCAAAUAAAAUAACUGCAAUUUCA
Messenger RNA from Hipposideros armiger (great roundleaf bat), 1543 nucleotides. It is a transcript of the gene CENPQ, whose product is annotated as centromere protein Q. The record is from RefSeq and is a predicted model, not a curated record. The transcript is spliced from 7 exons. NCBI's taxonomy places the organism in Eukaryota, Metazoa, Chordata, Mammalia, Chiroptera, Hipposideridae. The coding region runs from base 9 to 707 and encodes 232 amino acids. Gene Ontology annotation, cellular component: nucleus.